Molecule: messenger RNA, 2854 nt
Organism: Sciurus carolinensis (gray squirrel)
Lineage: Eukaryota; Metazoa; Chordata; Mammalia; Rodentia; Sciuridae
Gene: Csnk1g2
Product: casein kinase 1 gamma 2
Exons: 11
Coding region: 527-1855 (442 amino acids)
Biological process (GO): positive regulation of canonical Wnt signaling pathway; peptidyl-serine phosphorylation; endocytosis
Cellular component (GO): nucleus; cytoplasm; plasma membrane
Molecular function (GO): protein serine/threonine kinase activity; ATP binding
Source: RefSeq, a predicted model, not a curated record
CGCUCAGGCCGCCGCCCCCCGCUGGCCGACGCUGGCGGCGUAAGGCGCGCGGGCCCCGGAGCGGGCGCGGCGGAGCUGCGAGCCCGGCCCUCCCGCCGAACAUGCGGAGGCCGGCCCCGGCGGCGCGGGAGCCGGAGCGGGGGCCCGAGCGGGCGCCGGAGCCCGAGCCGGACCGCGAGCGCGCGCGGGGCCCGGAGCGGGGGACGCCGCGCUGCUGAGGGCCGGCCGCCGCCGCCCGCGGGCCCCAGGCGGAGCGCAGCUGGGUGCCGCGAGAUUUGAGGCAGUGGGACUUUGUCGGCAGGAUGCCUCUGCCCCCGCGCAACCCUGAGGCCACCGCGAUGAGCACCGCAGCAGGGCCCGCCAGAGCACCCUCGUCUCACUAGCUCCCCCGCCGGGAGCCGCAGGGCCGCCUCGCCACGCCGCUGGGCCGCCAUGGCGUGUUAGCACGGAGUGGCGACCUCCGGUUUCGCAGACGGGCUUUGCACGCAGCAGAGUCACCGUGGAGAGGCCAGGGUACCACAAACUGAUGGAUUUUGACAAGAAAGGAGGGAAAGGGGAGCUGGAGGAGGGCCGGAGAAUGUCCAAGGGCGGCGCGGGCCGGAGCAGCCAUGGCGUCCGGAGCUCGGGGGCCAGUUCAGGGGUCCUGAUGGUGGGCCCCAACUUCCGAGUCGGCAAGAAGAUAGGCUGUGGCAACUUCGGGGAGCUUCGCCUAGGAAAGAACCUCUAUACGAACGAGUACGUGGCUAUAAAACUGGAGCCCAUCAAGUCUCGGGCCCCACAGCUGCACCUGGAGUACCGGUUCUACAAGCAGCUCAGCGCCGCAGAGGGCAUCCCUCAGGUCUACUACUUCGGCCCGUGCGGAAAGUACAACGCCAUGGUGCUGGAGCUGCUGGGGCCCAGCCUGGAGGACCUGUUCGACCUGUGCGACCGCACCUUCACGCUGAAGACGGUGCUCAUGAUCGCCGUCCAGCUGAUCACGCGCAUGGAGUACGUGCACACCAAGAGCCUCAUCUACCGCGACGUGAAGCCCGAGAACUUCCUGGUGGGGCGCCCGGGGACCAAGCGGCAGCACGCCAUCCACAUCAUCGACUUCGGGCUGGCCAAGGAGUACAUCGACCCCGAGACCAGGAAGCACAUCCCGUACCGCGAGCACAAGAGCCUGACGGGCACGGCGCGCUACAUGAGCAUCAACACGCACCUGGGCAAGGAGCAGAGCCGGCGGGACGACCUGGAGGCGCUGGGCCACAUGUUCAUGUACUUCCUGCGCGGCAGCCUGCCCUGGCAGGGGCUCAAGGCCGACACGCUCAAGGAGCGGUACCAGAAGAUCGGGGACACCAAGAGGGCCACACCCAUCGAGGUGCUGUGCGAGAGCUUCCCAGAGGAGAUGGCCACGUACCUGCGCUAUGUGCGGCGCCUGGACUUCUUUGAGAAGCCGGAUUAUGACUACCUGCGAAAGCUCUUCACCGACCUCUUCGACCGCAGUGGCUUUGUGUUUGACUACGAGUACGACUGGGCCGGGAAGCCCCUGCCGACACCCAUUGGCACCGUCCACACGGACCUGCCUACCCAGCCGCAACAUCGGGACAAAGCCCAGCCACACAACAAAAACCAGGUGAGGGUGGCCCGGGGCCCCCCACACCCCGGGGAGGUGCCAGGCGGCUGGCAUGACUUCCCACUGCCCCCGCCCACCCAGGCGCUGAACUCCACCAAUGGAGAGCUGAACGCAGACGACCCUACAGCUGGUCACUCCAAUGCCCCAAUCACAGCCCCUGCAGAGGUGGAAGUGACAGAUGAUACCAAGUGCUGCUGUUUCUUCAAGAGGAGGAAGAGAAAAUCCCUACAGCGGCACAAGUGACGGGUGCCCACCGCGCCUGCACCUCUCCACGCGGCCCCUGGCUGAGCUUGUCCAGGAGGCCUGGCGGCCCUCCAGGUGGCCUGGGGCCAGAGCCCGGCCGGAAGCCAGGGCAGACCGCAGGGUGCAAGGACCGCAGGCGCUCACCCCCAGGACGUGGGGUCACUUCCUUCACUUAAGACUUCGGCCGAAAUGUCUACACCUGUGUCUAGUCCUCCCCUUCGAGAGCAUUAACUAUUUAAAACAAGGAAAAAAGGAAAAAAAAACAGAGGCCCGCCCUGCCCCAGCCCUUCCUGCCGUCUCCGUGGUGAUGCGUAGUGUGACCCUGGAGGCCCCCCGGCCGCGCCGCCCACUCGUUAGCCUCAUAAAGUCCAGCUUGUCUCCCUCAAUCCAAAGGCCGUUUUCUCCGGGGGGGGCAGGCCCAGCCUGGGAGGGGUGCUUGGGGCCAUCUUGCCAGGCCACCCAGGAGGGGCCCAGGCAUUGCUGCCGGGGUGAGGCCACCCCUGGGCCUCCCCCAAACCAAAGGGGAAGGUGGGGUGGGGGCUGCAGCUGCAGCGGAAGCCAGCUCCCCAACCAAAGUGCUGCACCAAAGCUCUGGCGCCAGGGCCGCGGCGUCUUCCAGCCCGGCCUGCACCGGGGGCGCACCUGCUCCCGGAGUUGUGCCCAGGCGUAGGACCCCAAGGGUGGGUGGUCUCUGUUCCCGCUCUGGCACAGGGGCCACCUGGGCCCCUGCUGCCUGCCGGCUGCGGCUUCUGGUCUCCUGGCCUCCACAGGGGCUCCGCCGUAGGAGACAAACGCCUUAAAUCCCCCGCCUCGCACCAGGAUGUGGUGGGGACGCCUGGAGGCCGCGGGGGUGGGCGGAGGCGCCUGGGCCUCCCCAGGGGUGGUCGAGAGUAGUACUUGCUUUACAAAGUGUACAGAAAUGGCAUUUACGUUUCUCUGAUGCUUCCUUGAAGCCAUAGAAUUUAGGGGCUUUUUUAAAAAAUAAAAAAAAGGAAACCA